AUGAUCCGACAUUUCUCCACCUCGGCUCGACGACUGGCGGCCAAGACCCCCCGGCCAAUCACUCCCUUCCCCACAAAAUACUCUUCGCCCGCUUCGGCCUACAAGAACCCCUACAUUAUCCCUCCCGGAGUCCACCAUCACCCCGCUCCAGCCGCCCCUUCGGCCAUCCACACUCCCUAUGUGUUUCUGCCCGAUUCGGACCCCCGAAAGGCCCUGCUGGCCAAAUCUGCAUCAGUCGAUACCACCAACAUGCCGACCUUCCGCAAGGGCAAGGCCCAGUACCACAUCACCGAGGCCGACAUCAAGGAGAUGCGACGACUGCACGAGAGCGAUCCCGAGGUGUGGACCCGAGCUGCUCUCAUGGAGAAGUUUGGCGUGAGCGGCUACUUUGCCGGAUCGAUUGUGCAGGCCUCGGCUCAGCGAGUCAAGUCCAUGAACAACGAGCUGGCCAAGAUCAAGACUAACUGGAGCCAGCGACGAGCAGACGCUCGACUGGAGAGAGAGAAGCGAAAGGCGUAUUGGUACAACGACGCUUAG
Molecule: messenger RNA, 537 nt
Organism: Yarrowia lipolytica CLIB122
Lineage: Eukaryota; Fungi; Ascomycota; Dipodascomycetes; Dipodascales
Product: mitochondrial 54S ribosomal protein mL58
Cellular component (GO): mitochondrial large ribosomal subunit
Molecular function (GO): structural constituent of ribosome
Source: RefSeq, a predicted model, not a curated record